GUCCCUGGAUGAGCAGGAGCUGACGGCAGCCGAGUCCCACCUUCUCCACGUGCUGGGAAGCAGGGCUGCGCCACCCGGGGGGCCCAAUGCCGAAGAACAGCAAGGUGACCCAACGCGAGCACAGCAAUGAGCACGUCACCGAGUCGGUGGCCGACCUGCUGGCCCUGGAGGAGCCCGUGGACUACAAGCAGAGUGUCUUGAACGUGGCCGGCGAGGCAGGUGGCAAGCAGAAGGCGGCGGAGGAGGAGCUGGACGCGGAGGACCGGCCGGCCUGGAACAGCAAGCUGCAGUACAUCCUGGCCCAGAUUGGCUUCUCUGUGGGUCUUGGCAACAUCUGGAGGUUCCCUUACCUGUGCCAGAAAAAUGGAGGAGGUGCCUACCUGGUGCCCUACCUGGUGCUGCUGAUCAUCAUUGGGAUCCCGCUCUUCUUCCUGGAGCUGGCCGUGGGCCAGAGGAUCCGCCGCGGCAGCAUCGGCGUGUGGCACUACGUGUGCCCCCGCCUGGGCGGCAUCGGCUUCUCCAGCUGCAUAGUCUGCCUCUUUGUGGGGCUGUACUAUAAUGUGAUCAUCGGGUGGAGCGUCUUCUACUUCUUCAAGUCUUUCCAGUACCCACUGCCCUGGAGUGAGUGCCCUGUCUCCAGGAAUGGGACCGUGGCAGUGGUGGAGGCAGAGUGUGAGAAGAGCUCAGCCACUACCUACUUCUGGUACCGAGAGGCCUUGGACAUCUCCAACUCCAUCUCAGAGAGCGGGGGCCUCAACUGGAAGAUGACUCUCUGCCUCCUCGUGGCCUGGAGCAUCGUGGGCAUGGCUGUCGUCAAGGGCAUCCAGUCCUCGGGGAAGGUGAUGUACUUCAGCUCCCUCUUCCCCUACGUGGUGCUGGCCUGCUUCCUGGUCCGGGGGCUGCUGCUGCGGGGGGCCAUCGACGGCAUCCUACACAUGUUCACUCCCAAGCUGGACAAGAUGUUGGACCCCCAGGUGUGGCGGGAGGCAGCCACACAGGUCUUCUUCGCUCUGGGGCUGGGCUUCGGGGGCGUCAUAGCCUUCUCCAGCUACAACAAGCAGGACAACAACUGCCACUUUGACGCUGCCCUGGUGUCCUUCAUCAACUUCUUCACCUCGGUGCUGGCCACCCUUGUGGUGUUCGCUGUGCUGGGCUUCAAGGCCAACAUCAUGAACGAGAAGUGUGUGGUCGAGAAUGCUGAGAAAAUCCUAGGGUACCUCAACAACGACGUCCUGAGCCGAGCCCUCAUCCCUCCCCACGUCAACUUCUCCCAUCUCACCACCAAGGACUAUGCAGAGAUGUACAAGGUCAUCAAGACCGUGAAGGAGGACCAUUUCUCAGCACUGGGCCUCGACCCCUGCCUUCUGGAGGACGAGCUAGAUAAGUCUGUGCAGGGCACAGGCCUGGCCUUCAUUGCGUUCACCGAGGCCAUGACGCACUUCCCUGCGUCCCCAUUCUGGUCUGUCAUGUUCUUCCUGAUGCUCAUCAACCUGGGCCUGGGCAGUAUGAUCGGCACCAUGGCGGGCAUCACCACACCCAUCAUUGACACUUUCAAGGUGCCCAAGGAGAUGUUCACAGUGGGCUGCUGUGUCUUUGCAUUCUUCGUGGGGCUGUUGUUCGUCCAGCGCUCCGGAAACUAUUUCGUCACCAUGUUUGAUGACUACUCGGCCACCCUGCCGCUCACCGUCAUCGUCAUCCUCGAGAAUGUCGCGGUGGCCUGGAUCUAUGGGACCAAGAAGUUCAUGCAGGAACUGACGGAGAUGCUGGGCUUCCAGCCCUACCGCUUCUAUUUCUACAUGUGGAAGUUCGUGUCUCCGCUAUGCAUGGCUGUGCUCACCACGGCCAGCAUCAUCCAGCUUGGGGUCACGCCCCCGGGCUACAGCGCCUGGAUCAGGGAGGAGGCUGCCGAGCGCUACCUGUAUUUCCCCAACUGGGCCAUGGCCAUCCUGAUCACGCUCAUUGUCGUGGCCGUCUUGCCGAUCCCCGUGGUAUUUGUCCUGCGGCACUUCCACCUGCUCUCCGACGGCUCCAACACCCUCUCCGUGUCCUACAAGAAGGGCCGCAUGAUGAAGGACAUCUCCAACCUGGAGGAGAACGACGAGACCCGCUUCAUCCUCAGCAAGGUGCCCAGCGAGGCGCCCUCCCCCAUGCCCACUCACCGCUCUUAUCUAGGGCCCGGCAGCACAUCACCCUUAGAGACCAGCGGCAACCCCAAUGGACGCUACGGAAGCGGCUACCUCCUGGCCGGCACCCCUGAGUCGGAGCUGUGACCACUGCCCUGCCCUGCCCACCUCACCCCCCGCCACACACACACACACACCCAGCCAGCCCACGUGUCCCCAUCUGGCCUCUCCUUCCGGGCCAGGCCCAAGGCCCAAGGAGUGGGGCUCUGCCCUGCCUCAUCCCCCACCCCUGUCCCAGCCGACUUCUGCUCCGUAGAUCUGAGUGGGGGUUGGGAGAAGCUCUGUCCCCCGAACUAAGCCCCCAACCCAGCUAACCUUCUGAGAUCGUCUUACCAAAUUGCAGCUGAGUAACUGGAACCACCCAGCAGUCCCGAUUCCUGGCACAGGGGAGUCUCCAAGUGGCUACUCUGGAGUUCGUUCCUCCUUCCCACUCCUCCUGGUAUCUGCAGCUGUUAGGUCUCGGGGCCCCUUAGGUCUGUGCUGCCAGGUCGUGGCUCUGGCGAGAGGCAUCGGGACGGGUUAGGCAGGGUGUCCUGUCCCAGAGAUGCCCGACUGAAGGUUAGUGAUGGGACAGAGGUGCCAGGACUCAGGGCUCUGACUUGGGGAUGGAGUCUACAGAAAUCCCCAAGCUCGGUUUGGUGAGGCAGAUGGCUUCCUCGGGUUUGAGCAUGAACCAUGGCAGCAGACGUGGUGAGAUGAGGGGGCUCCCUGGCACCUUAGCACCCAGCUCAAGACGGACCCUCCAGUGUCCUCGGCCUUGUCUGGGGUGUGUGGGGAGUGCUCCCACAUCCUGCCUGAGAGGGCGAUGACUGGCCCCAGAACCAUUCCCACCUCCCUUAGGGCUGAGCCUGCCUACCCACCCACCCCUGUCCUGGAGCCCAGAGUGGUGCCUCUGCCUCUGCCCUCAGAGAGGAGAGGUUUCCAGGGCACACCUGAUGGUUCACAGCACAAUUCAGAUGAUCUGGAGCACAAUUGUGAAGCACACCCCUCCCCUCUCGCCCAGGGCCUGACUCUCUUGCUAGUGGCAGCUUCUCUCCUGGAACAGGGGUCCGUGGAGUUCAGGGGCUCACACGGAGAAAGUGGUAAUUUCACUGCCCCUCCGGGCCACCGCCACUCUCCUUGGAUAAGCACAGCCACCCGGCGUGUGUGGACACCUCAGAAACCUUUCCCAGGCUGCCGGGCCAGUGGCAGGGAGGGCCGCAUGCAGCGCUGGGGACACUGAAGCUGCCCAGGGCAAGGGCCUGGACUCUGUCCUGGGUUCCAGCCUUGAAGCAUCCCCACCCACGCUUACCUUCACUACCCCAGGAUAGGGCUGUCCUCAGAGUGUAGGUUAAGAGGAUUAGGAUCUGAUCGGAGGUCAGAAGUGUGCAGAGCGAUGAAUGGACUGAUGAAAGGAUGCCAGGAUGGAUGGAUGGAAGGAGGGAGAGAAGGGACAGAGGGAGGGAGCAAGACUGGCUGGGACAGCAGACCUCCAUCUCUGAGAGCUGGGGUGCGCACGGCAGGGACAGGCCAUGGUGCUUGGCCUAAGUCACUCUUGUGCCUCUGAGUGCUCUCAGCACUGGGAGGGGCACAGUAGCCCCAGGUCCUCUCCUUCACCCCUUCGUCCCUCGGCUUCCCCCAUCCCACUUGGGGUCCACUCGCCAUCUCUCUUCCUCAUCCCAUCCCCACACAUGCUCCCAUUUCUAGCCUUCUCAGCCCCACCUGUCCUUCCUGAGUGUAUGAGGGGAGAGGGGAUCCACAUCUACACAAAGACAUGAGUUUUUGGGGCACAACAUCCCGCCUUAGGCACCCCCUCACCUGACAGCACCUCCUACCUGGCCCUGUGCCUAACCCUGAGCAGAAAUAGCAACAGGAAAAGCAAGGCCCCAGGAGAGACACUGCUAUAUAUACUCUUCUAUAUAUUCUAUUUCUAUUGUAUAUUCAAUCUGUACAUGUGGGUGUAAAUGCUGUUAAAUGACAAACCCAAUAUUAUACUGUGGUUGGUGGACUAUUUUCAUCCUCAGUGCUGUACAGAUCUAUUUUCAUUGUAUAUUUGAUAUAUUUUUAAUUUUGUAGCGUGUGGCUGGACCAGGCCCUAUCGUGCCAGCCUGUGACAGGGUGGCUGAGCUGGGGCCGUCUGCUUGGUCCUGUGGGCUUGGUAGUGCUUAUAGCUGCUGCCGUAGGCUGGGCCCAUCCUGUUGUGUCUCUGCCAUUAGACAUAAGGCCCGGAGCUUGGUGUGUGUGUGUGUGUAUGUGUGUGUGUGUGUGUGUGCGUGUGUGCACAUAUGUGGGUGUGCGUAGGGUGCUGAUCUAUGACUCCUAGUGUUCACAUUCCUGAAGACCACGCUGCCUCCUCCUCUCAGCUACGUUAGGCAAGGCCUCAGGGUAGAGUCUUGUGGGAAGCCUGUGAGAAAAGCAUGUGCCUCUUGCUGGUGACUUACUUCCUUCACACCAUCAGGCUUGCCAGAAACAGGAAAUGAGGGGUCUUAAGGGGUGGGAGAAGUCUGCACAUUUAUUUUCCAGCCAGACUUCUGGCUGUGCCCACUGGCAUCACAAGCUCUUCAUCCCUGGAGAAAGUGCUGGGUUUCUGAAGAUGCUGAGGCCCCAAGAGGGCAUCAUCUCAGAACGCCUCUGUCCUGUGUUUGCCCUUGAGACAUCCCUGACAGUGCUCAGAGAAGACGCCUGCCCCUCCUCUGUGCUUCUGACACACACACCUCUCUGCUCACUCUCAGGGGAGCUGGGAGUGGGCGGGCCCAGUGGGGUCAAGAGCAAGCGGGGCAUCUGACAGGUAAGAGCCAGCCGUACAUGCUCUGGAGGAGCAGGAGGCGGCCAGGGAGGGCCGGGCCCCUGUGUUCCUGCACAGAGUCCCCAGGUGGCUCACUUUGGUGCUGUCCAUGCAGCGUCCACAGGGAACAGAGCAGACUCCUGGGCGGGGCGGGGCGGGGCGGGGCGGGGGUGUCCCUGAAGAGGUCCCCGGUCCCACCUCUGCCUGGCCCCCAGCCCCCAUCACCAGCUUCUUGCUCAGGGAGCCCUCUCCGCUGAGGCAACCUGAAGCCUGAGUGAGACCCAUGUGGGGUGGACGGGUGGGCACACAGGUGGAUGCCCACCAGACUGACUUGUGCCCUUGAGCGGUAAGUCCGUGGGGACUGCUGCUUUCCUAAUGCCAGGAAGAGACCCUUCAAGUCAGCCUAUAGGACGUGAGGCUAGGGGUCAGAACCUGCAUGGUCCUGGGCCCGAGCAGGCCUUAAGUGUUACAGGCAGGGGUCUGCCCUCUGCCCUUCUUCUCAGCCGCACUACCCCCAUCCCUUGCCACUGGAAUACACCCUGAGCCCCCACCUGGCCCUGAAAUGGGCCUGCUGCCCCUUCACUGGAGCCUAGUGACUGGGGGUGCAGAAGGAGGGCCCAGAGUCCCUUCUCACCGCAGGCACUGCUUUGUACAGACCCAAGCACACACGGCCAGCAGCCCUUUCAGUUCUGGCUUAAGUUCAGAGUGAUUCCAGUCCACAUGUCCCACACUGGUCAGAACCCUGGGUCAAGGACACUCAGCCAGGGGAGGGGAUGAGGCAUUGUCACCCCGGAAGCCCCUCCUUCGUCUCUGCUCCCCACAUGGUGUACAAUAAAGUGUCUGUUCUUACCAAA
This is a messenger RNA of Odocoileus virginianus texanus, 5801 nucleotides long. The record is from RefSeq and is a predicted model, not a curated record. Lineage: Eukaryota; Metazoa; Chordata; Mammalia; Artiodactyla; Cervidae.